CUAUUCAGUUACAACAUUAAGCAAAACUUAUUGAAAGUCUGUUGGUGUGGAGACAUAGUAUUAGGUUAGAAGUAAAUUAUUGAUAUACCGUAUAAAUACUUUUUCGAGGCUUGAUGUUGGUAGUGUUGAUGUGAACGUUAUUUUAACUAUUACUGGCUGGCAUGAAUAAUAAUGAGAAAGUAGUGUGAAAUUCAAGUGUUAAUUUAGAGCACAGUAAUACAGAUAGGGAGCGAAUUAGUGUUCACUAUGACAUCUGCUGUAAUUAGUCAGCCCUUGAGAGAUGGGUUUGUCUUGAUGAAUCGAGCCCGAAGUGCCAUCGUAGCAUGGAGUCGGAACAUGUCCGCAGUGCCAACAACAAAACUCUUCAUCAAUGGAAAGUUUGUGGAAUCCAAAACAAAGGAUUGGAUUGAUGUACACAAUCCAGCAACAAAUGAAGUAGUGACAAGGGUACCAAAAGCUACAGAGGAUGAGAUGCAGCAGGCAGUGACAUCAGCCAAGGAAGCAUUUAAAACGUGGUCUCAGUCGUCAGUUCUUUCCCGACAGCAAGUGAUGUUUCGGUAUCAGGACAUCAUUAGGAAAAACAUGAAAGAAUUGGCCAAAAACAUCACGACAGAACAAGGCAAGACACUGAUUGACGCCGAAGGAGAUGUCUUACGAGGAUUGCAGGUGGUGGAACACUGCUGUGGUGUGACAUCCCUCCAGCUGGGAGAGACCCUGCCUAACAUCAGCAAGGAUUUGGACACUUACUCAUACCGUUUGCCACUCGGUGUAACAGCCGGUAUAACGCCAUUCAACUUCCCAGCCAUGAUUCCGUUAUGGAUGUUUCCUGUUGCCAUUGUCCUGGGUAACACGUCUGUCAUCAAGCCAUCAGAACGGGACCCUGGGGCGUGCAUGAUGCUGAUGGAGAUGCUGAACGAGGCAGGCUGCCCUCCUGGUGUUGUCAAUGUUAUCCAUGGUGCACACGAAGCUGUCAACUUCAUAUGUGAUAACCCGGAUAUCAAAGCCAUCUCAUUUGUGGGAUCUGAUGCAGCGGGAAGGUACAUCUAUGAACGAGGGUCUCACAAUGGAAAGCGCGUUCAGAGCAACAUGGGGGCCAAAAAUCAUGGUGUAGUGAUGCCUGAUGCAAAUAAAGAGCAUACUCUAAACCAGCUGGUUGGGGCUGCGUUUGGAGCAGCAGGACAGCGCUGCAUGGCCCUUAGCACGGCUGUGCUUGUUGGUGAGGCACAGCAGUGGCUGCCAGACCUCAUAGCAAGAGCGCAGACUCUGAAAGUGAAUGCAGGUCAUGUACCAGGCACAGAUUUUGGUCCUGUUAUCUCCGUACAAGCAAAGAAGAAGAUCUGUGAUCUAGUGCAGUCAGGCAUUGAGGAAGGAGCCAAAUGUGUUCUUGAUGGACGCAGUCUUCAAGUGCCUGGCUUCGAGAAGGGCAACUUCAUUGGGCCAACCAUCCUCACAGAUGUCACUCCAAAUAUGAAGUGUUACAAAGAGGAGAUCUUUGGACCUGUUCUGAUCACAUUGAAUGUGGAUACAUUGGAUGCAGCAGUGGAACUUAUCAACAGCAACCCAUAUGGCAAUGGCACCGCCAUCUUUACAACCAAUGGGGCUACUGCUAGGAAGUUCAUUAACACCAUUGAUGUGGGACAGGUUGGAGUGAACGUGCCCAUUCCUGUGCCAUUGCCAAUGUUCUCAUUCACUGGAACACGUGGUUCAUUCCUGGGUGAUGCUCACUUUUAUGGCAAGCAGGGUGUAAACUUCUACACAGAAGUGAAGACGGUGACUCAGAUGUGGCGGGAGAGUGAUGUAUCUCACUCGAAGGCAGCUGUGUCUAUGCCAGUCAUGCAGUGACUGCCUCUGUUCAGACAAGGUUGGCAGAAAGGUUUCCCAAACUGUGCAUACAUUUUUUUUUUACAUAUUCCUUGAGCAAUAUGUUAUUCAGGCAUUUUACAAAAUCAGCUACUUACUUUCAGUAGCAAGUUACAUGAACAGAAAAUGCUUCCUUCUUGAGAAGCCAAUAUUUACUCAGCUGCUGAAGCAAUCGCCUGCAUUUUAUGGAACCCAAAGGUUCAUUACCAUGUUCACAAGCACCUGUCACUGGUCCCUAUCCUGAGCCAGUGGAAUAUAAUCCACACCCUCCAAUCCUAUUUCUUUAAGAUCCAUUUUAAUAUUAUCCUACCACCUAUGUCCAAGACUUCCAAGUUGUUUCUUUUCCCACCUAAACUUUGUAUGAAUUUCUCUCCCAGAAUGAACAGUUCAUGUUAUAGAAUGCCUGAAUUGUACGAAUUGCCUGUAACAGAUAUUAUAAAAACAGUAAUUUGAAUUAUGAAAGUAGGAAGAGAGUACACAUUGUUUUGUGAGACUUAUUGUGAGAGGAAUGAAGGUCAGAAUGAAUUAGUAUUCUCAGUGAUGUAGGGUGAGCAAGAAGAUAGGCUAUGACUGAAGCUGGGAAUUAAUGAUUAUGUGUUCCAGGCUGCAUACACAUUGAAUGGUCAUGAUGUUUCAUGUACUUCUGUUAAAUAAGUUGCAAAUUAACCCAUUCACUGGCAUACCCUUGCACUGGGGUCUUGAACUUCAACUGUUAUUUGAAACAAAUUGAAGACAGGAAGCAAAACACCAUCAACAAUUGCUGUAUAGUUUGACUCUUUCAUGUUCUGAUAAACUACAUUUACAGUUUCUGUGCAUUUGAAUGACAUCUGUAGAAGAGGCAAUAGCCAGUCAUGGCACUGCUGUACAUUAAACUUUAACCUGUCAGGUGAUGGGGUUGGCAGUGCCUGGGUUACAUAGUUGACACAAAAGCAAAUAACAGAAGUUGAUGGCAGAAACAUUAAAUAUUGCAUUUGUUUGUAAGUGUGAAAUUUGAUUUCUUUUGAUUCUAGAUGUUCACUUCUGAGGGAAACACAUCUGGUGAUGUUUUUCAUCACUGGUUCUCUUGACUUUUAUGUCUUUACGAUUCCAAUAUGUGCCACUGAUUUUUUUUGUAUCCAGUUUACAUAUAUUAUCUUGCCAAUUCUUUAUUUCAUAACAAAGAAAUAAUAUCUGUCAGUUUCCAGUUGCUUAUAGACAUCAGUUAUUCUCAUGAGCAUAUUGCUAUAUUUCAUAAUGACAAUCGUUAAAAUAUUAGUUGGAGCUUAAUUCUUAACCAUAGUAACUAAUCAUAUCAUCAUCUUGAACGUAUAAUGAAUUAUUUGAAGUAGCUUUUUGUAAGUAUUAUAGAAAUGUGUUCUAGAUAUAUUAUUAUUUUUAUAAUAAUAUCCAGUUGUAAAGGGAUCUGACAGUAUAUCACACUCAGGAUUAGUGGGUUUUUGGACUGUGUUCAUCAUCUGAUAUUCUGAAUGGAACACAGCAUUUCAGAACAUCGAUCUCUUCUGUCCUUGGGUGAAAAGGUAAGUAGGUGCCUCCCCACCUUUUGAUGUGAGGAUGGACAUGGAUCCAGUUUCUGAAAUGGUGUGUUUUAUUUGGAAUAUCAUAAGAGGUAGAAAGUCCAGAAACACAGAUAUUAUAUGUAUAUAUUUUUGUAUAGUGACUCUCCUUGAGAGAAUAACUGUCCUAAGUGAUAAGUAAAGUGAAGUGUGUUGUGUGUCAUGUAUUA
Molecule: messenger RNA, 3583 nt
Organism: Cryptotermes secundus
Lineage: Eukaryota; Metazoa; Arthropoda; Insecta; Blattodea; Kalotermitidae
Product: probable methylmalonate-semialdehyde dehydrogenase [acylating], mitochondrial
Exons: 10
Coding region: 247-1842 (531 amino acids)
Biological process (GO): thymine catabolic process; L-valine catabolic process
Cellular component (GO): mitochondrion
Molecular function (GO): methylmalonate-semialdehyde dehydrogenase (acylating, NAD+) activity; malonate-semialdehyde dehydrogenase (acetylating, [NAD(P)+]) activity
Source: RefSeq, a predicted model, not a curated record